CAAAUUUCAAUAUCAGUUCUUUAUUUAUAGUCGAAGGCUUGAACAAGAUUCGUUUAAAAUAAAAUUAUUUUUUUUUAAAUAAUAAUGUUUUGGUUAUUAUUUGUUUUUUCUCUAGUAUCAUUAGCAACUACACAUGGUCAAUAUGAUAAAGACUGUCAAAUGGCAAAUAAACAAACUGGCCGCUGUGUACCUAUAAAAUCAUGUAGAAAAACAUACGAACUUUUAAAUAAAAUUCUUACUAGUGGAGGCGGUAAACCGACAGAUUCAGAAAGAGACUUAUUAUUAGCAUCGAAAUGUGGUACUAUGAAAAAUGAAACUUUAGUUUGCUGUAGCGAAUCGGAAAUUCAGUUGAAUGUUGAUGGAUUGAACAUAUUGAAAGAAACUUCUUGUGGUAUUUAUAGUGUGGAUAAAGUUUCGAAUGGUCAUCAAGCAGCAUUAUUUGGUUAUCCAUGGAUGGCUUUACUAAAAUAUAAUGAUGAACGUCAACCCUUUAAAUGUGGUGGCACAAUAAUAAGUGAUCAAUAUAUUUUAACGGCAGCCCAUUGUGUUUAUAAAUUGGAACAUUUACUUGAUGCAGUACGUUUGGGAGAACAUAAAAUAAGCACAGAAAGGGAUUGUAUUAAAACACCACGAAAAGAUAUAUGUGCUCCACCUGUAGAGGAUGUUGGAAUAGAAGAAAUAAUAAUUCAUGAGAAAUACUCUAAGAGCCUUUAUCAUGACAUAGCUUUGCUACGUUUGAAAAGAAAAAUUACAUUUCAACGUCAUAUAAAACCCAUUUGUUUGCCAAUAUAUGACAAUUUACGUAAUAAGGAAUACAGUCAGUAUGUCAUCUCUGGUUGGGGUACAACAGAGAAUGGCACUACAUCUGAUGUUUUGUUAGUCGCUGUUGUUUCCAAAGUUGAUCGCACGGAGUGCGAGAGAUUGUUAAAAAUGCAUCGCCUUCGAUGGCCAAUAACAAUGGGACAAAUUUGUGCCGGUGGCAAAGAUUUGGUAGAUACCUGUCGUGGUGACUCUGGUGGACCAUUAGGAUAUCGCGAUUUUUACAAUGAUACACCACGUUUUAUACAGUUUGGUAUUGUUAGUUUAGGUUUGGAAGCGUGCGGUGUUAAAGAAGUACCAACUAGUUAUACGAAUAUUUCAUAUUAUUUGCAAUGGAUAACGGAUCAUAUCACGGCAAAGUAAUUAAAAAUUAUUUUUAAUUACACAUGUGUAAAUCUCAUUUCCUGGGGUUUUAAUUCCAUCCCAGGAAAUUUUUUUUAAGUUCGAUAUGUACAUUAUAUUUUUAUUGAAUGAAAAUGGAUUCUAUUUUUUUCUGAAAUCCUUAGACUUUAUAGAAAACGUUGCCAAAUUAAUUGAAAAUUAGAAAAAAUUAUAAUUAACCUUAGGUGGCUAUAUAUGAAUGUAUGUAUAUAAUCUGUAUUCUAGGAAUUCAAUAAAUACCAUUAUACCAGA
Molecule: messenger RNA, 1452 nt
Organism: Lucilia cuprina (Australian sheep blowfly)
Lineage: Eukaryota; Metazoa; Arthropoda; Insecta; Diptera; Calliphoridae
Product: serine protease grass
Exons: 7
Coding region: 85-1182 (365 amino acids)
Biological process (GO): proteolysis
Molecular function (GO): serine-type endopeptidase activity
Source: RefSeq, a predicted model, not a curated record